AUGGACAUGGUGGCCUCAAACCUCCAACAGCAGCGCCAAAUCACCGAGCAGCUGCGAAGGGAGGCUGCAAUCAAACGAAUGCCAGUCUCUCUGGCAGUCAAAGACAUCAUAAAAUAUACCACAGAGCAUGAACAGGACGACUGCCUUGUUGUGGGGUUCUCCAGCCAGAGAGUUAAUCCCUUUCGUGAGAAAACCCCCUGUGUUGUUCUUUAA
This is a messenger RNA of Acanthoscelides obtectus, 213 nucleotides long. NCBI's taxonomy places the organism in Eukaryota, Metazoa, Arthropoda, Insecta, Coleoptera, Chrysomelidae. The record is from the annotation of a GenBank genome assembly.